UUUCAGGUUGCACUUGCCUUUGUGUUUUCACACCCUUCACCUCAAAGGCAGUGCUAAUAAAUAGGCUCACUCUGUGGCAAACAGCUAUAAAGGAAGGGGGACACCAACAGAUUGAAACUUAUACGGUAAGAUAUUGUUAUGCUCUAAAUACUUUGUUAUAUAUUAGAGCAAACUAGCAAAUGCAUUUUGUGGUAUUUUAUUUUAUUUUUUUGUAAUUAGAUGAUUUGAUUAAAAUGUGUUUUAGACGUAUUUUUUGCCUUGACUAUAUUGGUUCAACUAAAGUCAACUGGUAAUAUAUCUGGUCUCGUUCUGGUUGAUUAACUAGCGACCAGCUUGGAAAACUGUGCGUUUUCAGGAUAAUGUGGCGAGCAUUGCUGGUGUGUGUGACUACUCUGAGUGUACACUGUGAGGCUCAGACAGGCUCUGAUAUAUGCAGACACCACUCCACCUUUAGACAAGCAGCUGAUUGGGACAUCACAGUCACUUGUGGAACUGAUAGUAUCCAUCUGAGCAUCCUACUGUGUCCAGUCUACUAUGCUGGUUAUAAUGAAUCUCUUAUAGCUCUCAACGGAAAAUUGAACAUGCCAGCCUGUCGUGGAAUUGUAGACUUGAUAGCCAGUACCCCUGUUCUGAAGUUUAAUUUCUCAGUCUCUGACGAGGAAGUGUCCCUCUGUGACAAUUCUCUUGAGCUUACAGAUGAGGUGGGCACAGGUCAAUUCUCUGACUCCAGAGUUCAGUUUGUCAACAUUUCAGGAAGCAUCAUUUCAUGGGAACCAGUCAGGGACCCUUUCACAUACCACCAAAAGCUUAUUUAUCGAUUCUCCUGCCGCUACCUGCUGCAGUAUUUGGUCAACGACACUAAAGUAAAUGUGUCAGGCAUGAACCUAGCUGCCCGAGGGAACAGAGGAAGUUUUGUCAGGGCACUCCAUAUAAAUUUCUUCACUAAUCGACAAUAUACACAGCCUCUAAAAAUACCUGAAAAGGGCCUACAACUGAAAACUCGGAUAUAUGUCCAGGUCAAGGCAACAAAUCUCACUAACAGGUUGAAUGUCCUGCUUGAUCGCUGCUUUACAACAACAAGCCCUUAUCCAAUAAGCACAGUUUAUUAUGAUCUUUUUGUUGGGUGCAGACAUGAUGGGCAGACAGUGGUGUACUUAAAUGGGGUAUCCCAAGAGGCACGCUUUUCCUUUGAGGCCUUCCAAUUUGUGGAGCAUCAGAACAAGACCACAUUCUCCACGUUCUCCACAUUCUACCUGCACUGUGUCACCCGACUCUGUGAGAAUUCCACCUGUCCCUCCAUGCUUCCGAACUGUAUAAAGAACGUAAGAAGCACACUCCAAUUGAAUCAGUACUUAAGCAAUGUGGAAACUGUUUCUUCAGGCCCAAUCAAGACAAGAACUGACAGUGACUGUGUGACAGGGGUCAUUAUACUCACUUGCUUGUUGAGUGUCUGCUGUACUGGACUGGUGGUGUGGAUUUUGAUCUACAGGAGGCAUACGUGAUUUUAAUUUUCUUCAAUUUUCAGACAAAUCAAUAAAGCUACUAUAUGAAGGAAUAUC
This is a messenger RNA of Ictalurus furcatus (blue catfish), 1559 nucleotides long. RefSeq names its product zona pellucida-like domain-containing protein 1. The coding region runs from base 360 to 1502 and encodes 380 amino acids. The transcript is spliced from 9 exons. The record is from RefSeq and is a predicted model, not a curated record. NCBI's taxonomy places the organism in Eukaryota, Metazoa, Chordata, Actinopteri, Siluriformes, Ictaluridae. Gene Ontology annotation, cellular component: cell surface.